Molecule: messenger RNA, 6758 nt
Organism: Heteronotia binoei (common prickly gecko)
Lineage: Eukaryota; Metazoa; Chordata; Lepidosauria; Squamata; Gekkonidae
Exons: 18
Coding region: 5-5668 (1887 amino acids)
Molecular function (GO): zinc ion binding; protein binding
Source: RefSeq, a predicted model, not a curated record
CAUCAUGGCUUCCGAGAGCCCUUUGGAGAUCCUGCAGCGGGAGAUCACUUGCUCCAUCUGCCUGGGCUAUUUCCGGGAGCCCGUGUCCAUCGAGUGCGGUCACAAUUUCUGCCAGGCGUGCAUCACGCAGUGCUGGGGGCGAUCGGACGACGAGAACACCUCGUGCCCGCAGUGCCGGCGCUGGUCCCGCAAGAGGAGCUUCAGGCCCAACCGGGAGCUGGGCAACGUCGUGGAAGUGACCAAGCGGCUGAGGCUGGAAGCGGCCAACGCGCUGGCGGGCCAGAGGCUGUGCGAGAAGCACCAGGAGCCCCUCAAGCUCUUCUGCGAGCAGGACGAGACGCCCGUCUGUGUCAUCUGCCGGGAAUCGCGGGCGCAUAAGGCCCACCCCAUGCUGCCCAUCGAAGAGGCGGCGCAGGAUUACAAGAAACAAGUUGCCACCCAUGUGAAAGCUCUGAAAUACAGGAGAGAGAAGCUGAAGGAGUCCAAAGAAGACCUGGAGUGCAGAAGCCAGGCUGAUCAGGAUGACGUGCAAACUGAGAAGCAGAAAGUUGAGUCCGAGUUUAAUCAAAUCCAUGAAUUCUUGGAGAAGAUAGAACGUUUCCUGAUUAUUAUGCUGAAGAAGUUUGACAAAGAGAUUGUGCAGCGGAGGGAUGGAGCUGCAACCAAACUCUCAGAGGAGAUUGCUCGUUUGGAUACCUUGAUCACCGAGGUGGAGGAGAAAUGCCAACAGUCAGCGAGUGAGUUCCUGCAGGACAUCAGGAACAUUUUGAACAGGUGUCAGGAUGGACAGCUGCCACAACUCAUGACAGUUCCUUCUUCUCCGACUGACCUGGAAAAAAAACUUGGUCAUUUCAGUCUGAAAAAUAUUGUUAUCAAGGAGGCUUUGGAGAAAUGUCAAGAGACAAUGAUAUCUGAAUUGGCAAAAGCAAGGGCAAUGGAAACAGCAGCUAAAAAAGCCAUCAUAACUCUGGACCCCAACUCAGCUCAUCCCAUAUUUGUGGUGAGUGAAGACAGGAAGAGUAUGAAACAGGGAAUUGUGCGGAAGCAGCUGCCUGACACCCCUGAGAGAUUUGAUACUGCCACCAUCGUGCUGGGCUGCGAAAGAUUCACCUCAGGGAUACACUACUGGGAAGUGGAAGUGGGGGAUGGGCAAAACUGGGCUCUUGGUGUCGCCUGCGAAUCUGUGAAGAGGAAGGGAGAUAUUACUAUUAGCCCUGAGGAGGGGAUCUGGGCUUUGGGGCUAUGUGGGGAUGAAUAUAAGGCUUUUACUUCGCCUGAUACAUGCAUUACCCUAGAUGAUCCCCCAGAGAAAAUCCAAGUUUUUCUGCAUUAUGAGAGAGGGUGGGUGGCAUUUUUUGAUGCAGAUUAUAUGUCCCUGAUCUUUAUUUUCCAGUCAGCUAAAUUCUUGGGAGAGAAAGUAUGUCCUUUCUUUAAACUAUAUAGCCUAACUACAGAGCUUAAACUCAGUUUCGGAAAGCAGGCCAGAAAAAACCGCGCCACGAGGCUGAAGAGUCACCUCUUGGAAUCCUCCUUGCGACCUGCUAUGUCGCAUUCUUCUGGGCCCCAAAGAUCACCACCUUCCCUGACUCCUCAGAGGGACGUGGCGAAACCGGCAGCUUCAGUGGCCUUGGCUCCCAGCAAGCCUAAGUCCAGCAAAUAUACAAAAAAAUCCCAUGAAUCCAAGAAGAAACACUUGGAAUCGUCAUCUAAGGGGCAUCAGGAACUAAGAGGCAUACCGAAGUCGACCCCACCGGAUCCCAGAGCUUCUGAUGCUGCGGUUCCAACACCGACUUCCGUACCGAAAUCGCCUCCAACUCCAGCCGUACCAACGCAACUGUCGAUACCAAUGGACAAGAUCGAAGAGGAAGUUAUACGAAUCCAAUCCCGAUCACCAUCACCACCCAUUCACGAGUCCAUGCCUGAACAUUUCCUAACCGAGGAGCCAACAGAAUUGUCACCUCGUACCCAGAUGCAGGAACACCAACUCGACCUACACUCCUUCCGGGACGUGUCUGCACCAAGGAGAUUUAAGGAUGCCACCGUAUCCCCGCUGCACAUGGAAUCCCCUCGACACCGAGAACCCUGGACCUAUCGGUACCGAGAGAGAUCCCCUAGCCGAGGGAGAGAUAGGGAUUUACACACCCAUUGGUACCAUGAAAGAUCUGCAAAUCUCCAUACAGACGUCACUACACACCUUCGAGAUCCCCUUCGGUUGAAUACCAUCGUCAUUGAGAAUACCUUCGGUACCGAUCGAUACCAAGAGGCGGAACCUCGGUACCGUGACGAUUCUUCUCAACCACACCAGUCGCACCAGGACCCAACAAAUAUGUCACCGACUCCUUCAACAUCGACUUCGAAACAACCUGCUCAACGACUGAGUCAACCCAAGACCAAGCCUCUGCCUACAGUACCGAUACUACCCACACCACCUGACGCCCCAGAAGAGGAGUCUGAAGCUGAAACCUCUGAAUCAUCGCAUUCAGUCUCCUCCCCAGCAUCACCAGCGGAACUGUCUCCUUCAGAAGGAGCAAAAUCUUAUUUGGACUUAAUUUCCAAUAUGGCCACCACACUCAAUAUCAAGCUAACAACUGAUCUUCCAAAAAUAUCCGAUGUGGUCCAUGACUUGGUUCACGCCCAUCUACUUGCAGGAUCUUCUUUACCUAUGUUACCAGUCCAUCUAGAAGCCCUGAAGGAAGCCUGGGACAAGCCAGCCUCCAUUCCUCCGAUAUCCAAACGCGUAGAAUCACUAUACAAGAUUCAUGCACCAGAAUCCAAGUUUCUGUUUAACCAUCCUGCUCCAAAUUCAAUGAUCGUGUAUUCGUCAUCAAAGUCUAAGCAAAUGCGUCAUCCUGUACCACCAGAAAAAGAAGGAAGAAAGCUGGAUACACUAGACAGGAAGCUCUAUUCUAUCUCUACAGCCACAGCCAAAGCCAAAAUAAAUAAUUAUCUAGUUUAUUUUGCUGCCUGCUCCUAUAACAUCUCCUCACAACUGAGUAAUCUAGUAACAUCCUUACCAGAAGCUUCCCAGAAACAAGCCUCUAAGCUCCUACUAGAGUUUAAUCAUCUAAGCAAACAGCAAAUCAACACCGUAAGACAAGCUGUCGGCUGCUCCUCAACGUCGAUGGCUGCCUCCGUUGCAUUACUCAGGCAUGCUUGGCUACGCUCAUCUUCCCUCCAACCAGACAUAAAAUUCAAAAUUGAAGACCUUCCUUUUGAUGGACAAGGCUUAUUUAAUGCAACCACUGAUGACAUCUUGACCACAGUGGACGAUAGGGUCCAGAACAUCCAAGCAGACAUCCUAAGUCGACAAUUCGUCAACGAUCACGAGUGGACACUCAAGAAGUCAUACUUCCAACCAGUCUUCAAAAAAUUUGGAGUCCCCCUUAUCGAUGUGUUUGCCUCUCCAGACAAUGCCCAAUCGUCCUCUCGCCCUGCCCCUCUUCGAACUCUGUCCAGCCAAUGGAGGCGCUCGGCGUCAAGGUUCCGCUUGCGUCUUAGGCCUGCCCGGGUUCCAGACGCGCGGUCUGAGGGCGGCUGCAGCGGUCGCGGCACCAUGAGCGGGAUGACGGCCGAGCAGCUUCUGCAGCAGCGGCUCCUCCGCAGCCGCCUGCGGGCCUCGGCGCAGCACUUGGGGGGCGGCCCGCCGCCUCAACCGUUGCUGCCGCCGCUCUCCCCCCCUUCCCCUCCCGACUCCCCUCCUCCGGGGACGACGCCGGCCGAAAUCCCCGCCGGGCCGCGCUACCCCAGCGAGACGUGGUGCUCUCUGUGCCGCGUGUAUUGCCCGGAGCCCGUGUGCCUGCCUUGCGGCCACAACUUCUGCACGGGCUGCAUCGGGCAGCGUCUCGGCGAGCCCAAGCUCAACAUCUCCUGCCUGGAGUGCGGCGCCACCGCCCGCAAGCGCAACCUCCGGCCGAUCAAGCCGCCGCCGUUGCUGGGCAGCCUCGCGGUGGACAGACCCAAGCGGCCCAGGCUGGACUCGACGGGAGGAGUCGGAGGACUCGCCGCCCCGACGCCGCCAGUAGUGCCGCCGCCGCCGAUAGCGCCGCCAGCAGCAAGCGCAGCAGCACCGGCAACAGCAGCAGCAGCAGCAGCACCGCCGGCAGCAACGACAACCGCAGCCGCGCCGCCGCCACAGCAGCAGCAACAGCAGCCUCCCCCGCUGCUGUCCUUAGCCCCGACCCCGCCCACGCCUCCAACGCCGAAGGCCCCCUCGCCGCCUCCCUCUCCAGCACCAGCGGCUGUGAAAAGGGCACCAGCGCCUCUUCCGUCGCCGCCGACGUCGACGGGAGGAGCGGGCGAUGCGAGCGGAGGGCGGCUGUGCGACAAGCACCGGGAGGUGCUCCAGUUUUUCUGCGAGGAGGAUCAAGCUCCGAUCUGCGCCCAUUGCGACAGGUCCCAGGAACACCGAGCCCACACCAUCUUCCACGUCGAAAGAGCAGCCCGAGACUACAGGGAGCAGGUUCAGACACAACUAGAGAAUCUGAAGCAGGAGAAGAACUCACUGUGGAAUCAGAAGCUGAGUGAAGAGAAGAAAAUCCAGGAGUACCUGGAAAAGGCCCAGACUGAGAGACAGGAGAUCGUAUCUGAAUUCGAGCGCCUGCACCAGUUUCUGAAAGAUCAGGAGCAACAGCUCCUAACUCGUCUGGAAGAAUUAGAUAAAGAGAUAGAGAAGCGAAAAGAAGAAAGUGUCGCCAGGUUCUCAGAAGAGCUUUCCCGUCUUGGUGAACUGAUCACUGAGAUGGAGGUGAAAAGUAAGCAGCCAGCAAGUGAAUUUUUGCAGAUGUACUUCCAGGUCCUUCAGCCUGACCUGAAGGCUGUUGAGAAGCUGGCCUGGAUGAUCCCAUUCCUUCAGGUUCAUGCCGGGACGCGUCGGGUAUGGCUGCCGGGCAGACCUCUAGACAUCAAAAAACUCAUGAGCAGGUGUGCAACAGGGCAGUUUCAGUUUCCUGAAGAAGCCUCUCUGGAAGAGAGACUGGGUGAUUUCUCUCGGAAAAGCACGGCUCUGAAAAAAACUUUGGAUAGAUUUCAAGAUCAUGUGAUUGCUGCUGUGGAGAAAGCAGAGAUUGCAAAAACUGUGAAUGAUAAAGAUGUGACUCUUAAUCCAGAUGUUUCAAGUGCUCUUCUGUUUUUGGACCAAAGAAGCAUGGGAUAUGAAGGGCCCCAUCACAAGCUUCCUGCUUUACAAUACACCCCUGACACCCCGAAGAGAUUGGAUUCCAGGGCUUUGGUUCUGGGCUGUGAUGGUUUCACCUCUGGGAGAUAUUUUUGGGAGUUAGAAGUGGGUGAUGGGGACUUCUGGGCUGUAGGGGUCACCCGAGAUCCCUUGGGAAAGAAGGGGAUGAUGAACUGUAGCCCAGAGGAGGGGAUUUGGGCCGUGGGGCUGUGGAAGGGCCAACACUGGGCGCUCACAUCACCCGUGACUGCCCUAUCCUUGCGCAGCCACCCCAAGAGAAUCAGAGUGUCCCUGGAUUAUGUAGGGGAGUGUGUGACUUUUACCGAUGGUGACACAGAAGACCUGAUUUUCACAUUCCCACCAGCCUCUUUUAAUGGGACGCGUACCCAUCCUUUACUGUGGGUGGUGGGGUUCCCAGCUCAGACUGUGUUUCUGAGACGUAUGGGGGUGAAAUAUCCAACUGGAGUUCACGAAAUGGACAUCUUGAGUCCAUAACGUAUUUCUUAAAAAAAUUCUUUCCAUGGGUCCAGUCUAGGAAAUGAAUCUCCGUCCUGCCAAAGUACAGAAGUGAGCAGUUUGGGAGUCAGAUAUUGGAAAGUUUUGUUUUGUUUUUUAAACCUUUGCCCGAUGUGUUGAAGAACAUAAUGAAGGAGGCAGAACUGCCAUCCUUGCCACCCUAAGGCCUUAUGAGGUUGCCAUCAGGCAACCACACAAGAACUGGGAAGGCUAGAUUUUAAGUCUUUUCAAUGUAAUAAACACUGUUAGAACAUCUAUCUUUAUUAAAAGGGAUCGUUAUCCCUUUCUGGUAGUUGGCUAAAACUUUUUUCUUUGGUUUGGAAAAAAAUAUGGCUAUUAAAAUUUUAAUCUGCAUUUUUGAUCAGCUUGAUUCUUUUUAAUGAUUGCAUGCAUUUGAGCUUUAAUACCUUGAGGUUUACAGUGCAUUAAGAAGAAUGUCCCCCAGGUUGGCACUUAAUGAAGAAAGCCUUCAGAGAAAUAAAGCCUUCUGAGAAAGCACCACUAGCACAGAGGUGAUCAUCCCAGGUCAAAAAGUUUCCCAGAUAUUCUGAGUAUGGUCAUUCUUGUCUGUGCGUAUCUUCCCUUGCCAGUCACUAGGGCUUACACAGCUUCAUCUCCUCACCUGCACUGGUCCAUUCUAAAGUCCCGAAGUUCAUUUUUCCUUUGCGUUGGUGCUGGAGAUGGAAGGGGCUGAGCCACAGACUUCAAGAAGCAGGUGUUCAAGGAAACCUGAUGAGUCCUUGAAGAUAAAAGAAAAAAAAGGAGACUCAGACAAUGUCAACAAGCCUGUGUGAAGAACCCUCUGAAGAAAUAGCUGGGAUGGCUACUCACUGCAGGAACUGUGUAUGACUCUUCUAAAUGUGAAGUCUCCCCUACCUUUCCUGAGUACCGUCCUUUUAAGAAUGUGUUGUGGGUGCUUUGCUGGAUGUUGCAUGUUAAUUAGCGUGACUGCGAGUGAGUGUCUCAAGAGUGCCAUGCCUCUUUUUUUGUAUAUUACUUACAACACAAAUCCUGCCUUUAAUAAAGUUGCCUUUCCGCUAACAGGAAAGUAUGUAAAAUGAUCCAAAAA